This is a messenger RNA of Mesorhabditis spiculigera, 846 nucleotides long. The record is from the annotation of a GenBank genome assembly. Lineage: Eukaryota; Metazoa; Nematoda; Chromadorea; Rhabditida; Rhabditidae.
AUGGUGUCAAGGAUUGUCAGGAAAAUGAUGAUGAAUCCGAAUGCCACUCACAUGAAACUUGCCCACCCAAUCAGUGGAAGUGCAAAGAUGAUGCUUGUAUCCCGAAGCAAUGGCCCAUUUUUUGAAGCGACUGAAGCACCAAGGAGCCCGUCUCCGACCGUCCUCAGCCCGCCGAUACUCCGGAACGAAAAACUUAUGGUCUAUUCAAAUCUGAUGCCAACGAUGAAGAUUCCGACUCUGGAUCGUCAGAAGAUGGCGAUGUGCAGGAACAUUUACCGUCGAGAGAUAGGGCUGCCGUGUGGCAGGAUGUGGACGACGACGACCUUACGGAGGAGCUGCGAUUUCCUGCAUGGCGGCACUCAGUUGCUCUUGGGCUCCCGCUCGCAACCCUUCUUUAUGAAAUACGACAUGGAGACAAACGAAGUCUUGCAAAUCAAGGUCACCUCAGAAAUUCCAAAGCAGAAUUUUGGCAAGCAUUGUGUAUCACGCGAUGGGACUCGUGUGGCGCUGGUUGGACAUCGCGGACAGGUUUACCUUUUUGAUGGCCAGAGCUUCGACUUUGUGCAACGAUUCAACGCGCCGGUGGAGAUUGCGGAUAUCCAUUUCUUCCCUGGUAGCAGCGAAGAACUUUGGGCGCUUGGAGAAAACAGCCGGGUCUACAUUUGGUCGAGCUCGACGAAAGAACUGCACACAUUCUUCAACCAGGGCGCGGUCCAUGGCACAGCAUUGGCUCUCAGCCCGGAUGGCAGAUAUCGAAAACACGGGCUUCGUGAACGUGGUAGCCUGCACGUGAUUGCUGGCAAGCAGCAUGAGCAAGAAAGAGGAUCCACCCGAUCAGGUUGCAAC